Molecule: messenger RNA, 1924 nt
Organism: Daktulosphaira vitifoliae (grape phylloxera)
Lineage: Eukaryota; Metazoa; Arthropoda; Insecta; Hemiptera; Phylloxeridae
Gene: ImpE1
Product: low-density lipoprotein receptor-related protein 1B
Exons: 8
Coding region: 185-1756 (523 amino acids)
Molecular function (GO): protein binding
Source: RefSeq, a predicted model, not a curated record
UUUUCCGGUACAGUAGUGCGCCAGGAGACCGAUUGGGUUGUGGUACUGUGACUAUGUCUCUCACUUCUUCAAACGUAAAAUUCAAUACGAUAUCGUGCAUGGAAAAUAGUAUAAGUAAAUAAUUACAAAACAUUGCAAAAAAAUCAAGUUAUAUUGUUUUAUUUCUAUCAAUUGAGUCUAAGUUAUGAAAUCCAAUAUUUUAAAAAGUUUUUUUUUUGUGAUGGUGUUAAAGCUUUUCCCUAAGCAAGUUAAAGGAGGCGAAUUGGGAGAUAGUUGUACUUCAAAUGAAGAUUGUAGAACAGAAUUUAGCAUAUGUAAUCGAGAAUCAAAAACUUGCACGUGCUUACCAUACUAUGCGAGAUUUAAUGAAAUGUGUUUACAAUCUACUCUUUUGGGAUUUGAAUGUAUGAUUGAUGAACAAUGUUCAAUGAAGGUUGCUAACAGUAAAUGUUUAAAUAAUGUUUGCCAAUGUGAUGAAAAAUUUUGGCAAUAUCGCAGACACACGUGUUUAAGUCCUGCUAAACUGGGAGACGUAUGUUACAGUGAUAUGCAUUGUGAACUUUCGAAUAAAAGUAAUAAAUGCAAAUUCACUAUACCAGGAGUAUUCGGAUUUUGCGUGUGUAAUUCCCUAAUAGACUGCUCAACGGAUGUUCAAGAAUCUGUUAUAGCAAAACCAGUAAAUUCUGUUUUAAAAUAUCCAUUUGGAAAACCUGAUCUAAAAAAAAAAGUGCCGUACUUCAAACGUACAACAACUUCAACCACUACGAGCUCUACAAGUAUUAAACCUCUUUUAAUUCGACCUUUCCUUAAAACAAAUAAAACAAAUGGAUUAAAACUAUCAUUAAAUCAACUACUUAGCACUAAAAAUCCAAUUUUUUCUAAUGCAUCACUGAAUUUGACGUCAAUAAAAUCUCCUGUAAAAAAUAACUUCAAAAUAAAUAUAAAAGACACUCAGGAGAUAAAUCAAACAGAUAGUAAAUCUAAGGAGAAGCCAAACACAAGUCCGAUACUGAGAAAAGGAGAUUCGAAAAAGCGGACAAGUCUCGGUUAUGAAUGUUUCAACGAUGCACAAUGUAUGCAAAACGAUGUUAAUUCAAGAUGCAUCCAAGGUAUGUGCGAUUGCCAACAUCGUAAUCAAACUAAUAAUAGUCAAUGUUCAGCAAAGAAUCGAGGAUGUUUACCAAACACUUUUCAGUGUCGGUCAAGUGGAAAAUGCAUAAGUUGGUUCUUUGUAUGUGAUGGACGUAAAGGUGAUUGCGGUGAAGACGAUAUCUCCGACGAAGAAUGUUCGGGAAUCCAACAAUGUCCGAGCACUUCAUUCAAGUGUAGGUCCGCAGACGGCUUAAAAAAUAUUUGUGUAUCGAGAUCAACACGCUGUGACGGUGUUCGAAAUUGUCCUUACGGUGACGACGAAGAAGAUUGUAAGAUUACUAAUAAUGAAGGGUGUCCACCAUAUACAUUCCAGUGCGAUGGCGGAAAGUGUUUGCCUGAAUAUGAACUAUGUAAUGCCGUAGUAACAUGUGCCGACAAAUCAGACGAACGUGAAGAUUUGUGUGUCAGUGGUAUCUUUGUGAGUAUCAACAAAACGGUUUCUUCUAUGUCACGGGUUCGUGGUCCACCUGAUCAGUGUCCGUUUAGAUGUAAGAAUGGUAGAUGCCGAUCAACUGCGGUAUUGUGUUCAGGUCGUGACGGAUGUGGUGAUGGGUCGGAUGAAUUUGGCUGUUCCGUCUGUAAAUGUCCAGCUGUAACCUCAUAGCCCACAGACAUUAUAAGAACUAAACAGAAACAUUAUUUAUAAAUUAUUUUUCUUUAUAAUUAUUUUCAUUCAUUGAGUUGUAUGACAUGCUUUUUGAACGUGUAAUUUUGUAUAUAUAUUUAUAAAAAAAAACAAAUUUUUGCAACUAUAAUACAAAUACUUUGAUGA